AAAAUAUCGUUUUUUCCGAAAAAUGUACCGAAUUGUAACAAAAUACUCGUAGUGAAAUAAAAAAGUAGUUACUUAUUUUUAAAUCCAAAAGUGGAAAAUGUUUUAACAUGUGCUACCUGCUGCUUGAGUUGAAGUCGUACAUCUGGCGGGCGUGGGAACGCCUGCCUGUCGCGACGAGCACACGAACAAACAUAUUCUCCGCGGUGAACAACUUCUUCGCUGAUUCGCCGCUGGUGAAUCAGCUCAAGGGCAUCAUGACUCGACAAACAAGCAGCAGUGGGGGAGAGCCGGGGCCUCCCGACGACUGCUCCCGCCUCAAUAGCAGGGAGCCGCCGGCCCUGGCCCUCAGCCCUUCAGAAAGCGUGUUCUCAGACCAGUCGAUCACUUCCUCCCGGCCUCAGCAGCAGCGGCAGGUGACCUUCCUGAAGCCAGCGGCGGACACAACCCUGGACAGAAAGGCUUCUAUCGUGGACGAGACCACAGGCAUCACCCGGACACAAAUGAAAGAAUUUCGCGAAGCAUUCCGCCUAUUUGACAAGGACGGAGAUGGAACCAUCACGAAAGAGGAGCUGGGCCGGGUGAUGCGCAGCCUGGGCCAAUUCGCGAGGGUUGAGGAGCUGCAAGACAUGCUGCAAGAGGUUGACAGUGACGGUGACGGUAACGUCAGUUUCGAGGAAUUCGUGAGCAUCUUGUCCAAGUCGAUGUCAGGCGCUGGUGGCGCCACCACCUCGGCAGAGCAGGAGGAGAGGGAACUAAGGGACGCCUUCAGGGUGUUCGAUAAACACAACCGAGGGUACAUCUGCGCAUCUGACCUUAGGGCUGUCUUGCAGUGCCUGGGAGAAGAUCUGUCCGAAGAAGAAAUCGAGGACAUGAUCAAAGAAGUAGAUUCUGAUGGAGAUGGCCGCAUUGACUUCUUAGAAUUCGUCCGAGCUCUUGGUGAACCAGAGGACGCUUGCGAUGACGAUGAUGAUGAAGACGCCACGGAGGCGGCAGACCUCCUUAUACAACGGCCUAUUAUCGCGAAUUAGUUUUACACGAUUUGUACUUCACUGUGUGGUAAAGUGCUUUUGAUACUGCAAUAUUCUGUCGUUGCAGUCAGGUGAAAAUAAUACGUAAAUUUCUGUUAUAAGGGCAAUGAUUUUAAUUUGACAUUUUAUUUUUUAUUCUUUCUAUUUUAUUAUUAAUAUAUUACCACUACACAAAUACUAAGUUCACACCAUGAGAAGUUAUUUUAACAUAAGUGUAAUAUCAUAUAUGUCGCGUAUCUAUCUAUAUAAAGUAGGUUUUUCUUAAAGUUCUAACAUAUAUCUAACCAAUCUUCACACAUAUUAUUUAAAAAAAUCAAAUAUGAGUUCAAACCUACAUUUUCUAAGUAAAACAUUUAUUAACCACUUAAAUAAUGUCCUAAUAUUUUAAUUUUGCUGUAAAAUCAUAAAAGGACAUGUUACGAUUACGAGUUUACAUUAUAAGACUUGUAAGAAAAAAAUAUAGGUAACUUUAAAUGAUUAUAAAUUCAAAUUACGCGGCUGGCUCGAGUCCUGAUCGUUUCUGAUAUCACUUGACAUUAAAAACUGCAGUCUCUAAAAGUCUUACCUAUUGAACAUCCUUAUAAAAAAAUGUAGUUACCACACAGCGAAGCGUCACUAAUGAAUAAUCUUCACUAUCACUGUAUGCGACUGUACAUUGCUUGUGAAUAUUUCCCGUUUGAGAAGUAAAUAUUUUAGGCUAAAAAAUAUUUAAUUAUGGCGCUACGUAGGCGACACUAGCGCCAUCAUCACAUUUGUAGAAAUAAAAGAAAAAAAAAUGCGACGGUGGCUGUUAGUAGCUGAUGACGCCUCAAAUUUACCUACUGAAUUUUUUUGAACUUGACUACGAAUAUUUGCGCUAUACGUUAAUAUAUAUAUUUCCGAUAUUAAUCAUUUCUAAAUAUUUUAGCUAGUAAAAAUAUAAAUUCUUAGAGAAAUGAAAGUUCCAAUAUGAUAUAUGCGAUCUCUUUUUAUACAUAUCUCUUUACUCACUCUAAUAACGUAUCAACAUACUAUAUCAACGAUCUUAGAGUCGCGUUUGUGUUGGUAUAAAAAUAUAUAAUGAACUCAUAAUAAACUACAUUUAUAGGGCAAUUUUUCCUACUAUUAAUAUUCCUCUACAUAUUUAAAAAUAUACAUAUCUAUAACUAACAACGCCUAAUCAUAUAUCCUUAAAAGUCUAAAACAUAUCUAAAAUAGUUUUAAUUAUUUCCUAUUAGAUAUACUUACACUAGUUAAAUUAUGAACAUUUAUAAAUUACUACUAAUUUAAUAAUAUAACUAUUUAUUUACAAAAACUGGGGUCAAUGUUGGAGUCAAAACAUACUAAAUGAUUAUGUAAUAUGUAUCUUACAUACCUUUUUUAAUCAAACAAUUUCGUAAUUCAAAAAUAAGUUUUGUUAGGUUCUUGUUAAAAUGCUUAUUAAAAAUGUAAAUAAAGAAUAAAACAAUGCAAUAUUCCGAUGUUUUUUAUUAACAUACAAAAUACUUACAGCUUAUUUAUAUAGGUUGGUAUAUAUUUAAUACAACACAUUAGAGGUAUUAUGGUAGAUAUUUAACAGUUUAUAAUUUUAUUAAUAGCGUAUUUAUGUUUAGUGCAAUUAAAUAUCAAUGGGCCUGUCAAACAUAAGUACAUCUUGGGCUUGGCGAUGACGUUGCUACAGUUAUAGAAAAAAAAAAAGAAAAUGACUUCUG
Molecule: messenger RNA, 2719 nt
Organism: Plodia interpunctella (Indianmeal moth)
Lineage: Eukaryota; Metazoa; Arthropoda; Insecta; Lepidoptera; Pyralidae
Product: neo-calmodulin-like
Exons: 8
Coding region: 108-1028 (306 amino acids)
Molecular function (GO): enzyme regulator activity; calcium ion binding
Source: RefSeq, a predicted model, not a curated record